Messenger RNA from Fusarium redolens, 1173 nucleotides. RefSeq lists its product as uncharacterized. The transcript has 2 exons. The coding region runs from base 53 to 1144 and encodes 363 amino acids. NCBI's taxonomy places the organism in Eukaryota, Fungi, Ascomycota, Sordariomycetes, Hypocreales, Nectriaceae. The record is from RefSeq and is a predicted model, not a curated record.
ACCGGCUUCGCUACCCUAGACCCACCGGCGAUCCUGGGGAAGAUCGGAUAUAAUGGAUAUCCGUGGACAUAACUUCAAACCAGCAACUUCAGUCUCUACUCAUUUUCCUCAUACGGAUCAUUCUCUCGAUAUGGCUAACAAAUACGUCACGCAAGGCCUUCCGGCCGCCCCAGAAAUCUCUCUCAAGACCAUCCCCAUGGCAGGCUUGCUUGUCGAUAUUUAUGGUCUUGAUGAACUCCCUCCCAAUGUCCCUGUGUCAUGCCUAUGGCUUCUCCACCCUCGUACCAGAUCACGAGAAACUAUGAAUGAUAUCGCCAGACGCACUAUAGGAGCAUGGGGCGCACAAGCUGGAGCCAAUCCCAAGCGAGGCCUCAUCGCCUUGACAUUUGAUAUGCCUAACCACGGAACUAGAAUGGUUAGCGAGUCAGCGAACCAUCCUUGGAGUAAAGGAAAUGCGACACAUGCGCUUGAUAUGUUUGGUAUGGUUAAGGGUGGAGUAUCAGAUAUGAGCGGUCUCAUGGAUCUUGUUUCGGGGUAUCUUGGCCGUGAAAUUGAUGGUCAUGUGUGCCUUGGUUGGAGUCUGGGCGGACAUGGUGCCUGGCAGGCUUUCUUUGGAGAGAAGAGGAUUGAUGCGGCUGUAGUGAUCAUCGGAUGCCCUGACUUUACAGGACUCAUGUCUGGUCGCGCUGCGGGAGCGAAACUCGACUGUGGCGCUGAUUUUAUCGGAAGCAAGUAUUUCCCCAAGGAUCUUAUCGAGAUUUGCAGCAAACAUGACCCCAAAGCUAUCUGCUUCGGUACUUCACCUAUCCCAUCUUCACUUUCCUCUGCCGAACAGACUCGCCUGAGGGCUAUCCUGGACGAACGCGCCAAAGGCAAGAAGCUGCUCCUGUGCUCGGGCGGUGACGAUGAGUUGGUCCCGUACGCAAACACCAAGGAGUUUGCGACGUUGUUGAAGGAAGCUGUGAGUGAGAAAGGCUGGUAUCGUGAUGGCGGGUUGGAGGUGGAUGAUAGAGUUUAUGAGGGUAUUGGACAUAAGUUCAGUCCUAAGAUGGUGGAAGAUGCUGUGUGGUUCUUGGUUAAUGCAGUGGGAAAGGGACCGAGAGGCAAGGCACAUGUUAGAGAGGGGGAGAAAAGUGUUCUAUAGAUUUGUGGUAUAGACAUAGAUAUGAUAGG